Messenger RNA from Lodderomyces beijingensis, 1405 nucleotides. The record is from the annotation of a GenBank genome assembly. Lineage: Eukaryota; Fungi; Ascomycota; Pichiomycetes; Serinales; Debaryomycetaceae.
AUGGCAAGAGGCCCGUAUGUUUGAAUCUUCUUGGUAGUUGAAGUUCUACAUAGAAGAAGAAUGCAAAGAAAAGUGAAGUACCACCCAAAAAAACUAAGCGAUUCCUUUUUUUUUUAACUCUUUAUUGAGAUUUGAAAAAUUUUGGCGUCUGUUUAUUUUUGGGGAUGGGAAACACUGUUUGCAGUUGAAGAAAUAGUAAGCCCAUCAUAGAGGACAGAAAGCUGCAAUGCAAAGUCUUUCUGGAAUCAGUGGUGGCAGCCACCAGUUGACGCCGAGUCUGUUUUUGGACUCGGGGUUGAUUUAGGAAUAAGGGAGCCUUGCAUCAUUUUUCGAAAUCGUUCAUCAUCGUUGUCACAUUCACCAUCACCACACGCGCGAGUGAGCGAGCGCAUGAACGCACUUGGCGCAAAUUGUUCGUUGUGCUCGUGAUUCUGGUCCGUCAGCUGGUCUGUUUCGGACCUUUUGGUGUUUGAGUGGUUUUGUUUGCUAAUGAAUCUUGAUGUGCUUAUAUUCCAACUCUGGCCUAUAUUUGUAUUCUUCUGCUUGCUGGUAUUCUUCUAUGUUCAUGAACUACAGUCAAUUUAUUUUUGGCAUGUUGUACUAACAAAAGUCCUUUUUUUAUUUCAACAGAAAGAAACAUUUGAAAAGAUUAGCAGCACCAUCCCACUGGAUGUUGGACAAAUUGUCCGGUGCCUAUGCUCCAAGAUCAUCCGCUGGUCCACACAAGUUGAGAGAAUCAUUGCCCUUGAUUGUCUUUUUAAGAAACAGAUUGAAGUAUGCCUUGAACGGUAGAGAGGUCAAGGCCAUCAUGAUGCAGCAGCACGUUCAAGUUGACGGUAAAGUCAGAACCGAUGCUACUUUCCCCGCUGGAUUCAUGGAUGUCGUCUCUUUGGAAGCUACCAAUGAGCAAUUUAGAUUGAUCUACGAUGUCAAAGGUAGAUUCACCGUGCACAGAAUCUCGGCCGAGGAAGCUGCUUACAAGUUGGGCAAAGUGAAGAAAGUCCAAUUGGGCAAAAAGGGAAUCCCAUACAUUGUCACCCACGACGGUAGGACCAUCAGAUACCCAGACCCAUUGAUCAAGGUCAACGACUCAGUCAAGAUUGACUUGGCCACUGGAAAAGUCACCGACUUUCUCAAGUUUGACCACGGUAGAUUGGUUAUGGUUACCGGUGGUAGAAACAUGGGCAGAAUUGGUGUCAUCACCCACAGAGAAAAGCACGAAGGUGGCUUUGAUCUUGUCCACAUCAAGGACGCGUUGGAAAACACUUUCGUCACUAGAUUGGGUAACGUUUUUGUUAUUGGUGAGGAAGCUGGUAAGCCAUGGGUCUCUUUGCCAAAAGGUAAAGGUAUCAAAUUGUCAAUUACCGAAGAAAGAGACAGAAGAAGAGCCCAACAAGGAUUGUAA